AAAAAGAUUAAACUGAAUUUAUUUAAUCUUUAAUGAAAAACUUUAGGGACUAAUUUGAACAUUUUCCGUUUCCCUCGUAUCAAUAGGAAUAUCAGACAGUUGAACUUGUGCGUAUAAAUUUUUUAUACCUAUACGGCCGAUUUCUACGUAUAGAAGUUCCCAGAAAUACCAGGAAUCUAACACAGGAACUUCAAAUCGAUUUGCUGCGGGAGGUAAGAAACCCAUUUCUCUCUGAAGCCCUGAGCUCCUCUUAAUCUUUAUCACCGUAAUCCCUAGUUGCACACUUUAUUUUGCUCUUACUCCAUUUCCGGAUCUGAAAUCUUACCGCCAUUAAGUUCUCCAUUCUUAUACGUAGAAUUUCCUGGUAUUUAUCUUGAUUCACCAAAAUAGAGAACUUGUAGUUUGAUUCUCGAGGUUUGUUCCCUGUCGGAUGAUCUAAUGUGUAAAGUUUGGCAGCAUUGGGGGUUGUUUUGAUCUGGGUCUCUUGAAAUUAGUAAAUUUGAGUUGGAUUAUGUAAUUUCUGAUGAAAUUCUGUUUUUUGGAAACCAUGAUUGUUCGAGCUGAACGGAGCUCUAAUGCAGACGUUUUGUAGUGGAAAAUUUGAUAUGGUAUUUUCAUUUGAGGGUUCAGAAAACUCACCUUAAACAGAGGAUUUUGUACAUUUUACAGAGAAGAGAACGAAAAGGUUGUUACAGAUGGGGAAGCCAUUGUUUUACGAGAUCUUGGAAAAACCAGCUACUAGUUGUAUAAUAGGGAUAUGCAGUGCCAUUUGGUUUUAUAUACAGAAGAAAAAUAUUGGGUAUUCACAUGUGGGCUUGAGUUAUGAAACUGCUAUUGAAGGGCACCAUUGGAGGAUAAUUACAUCAGCUUUUUCACAUAUUAGUGUUCUUCAUCUUGUUUUCAAUAUGAGUGCACUGUGGAGUCUUGGUGUUGUAGAACAGUUGGGGCACAUUGGCCUUGGUGUUGCAUAUUAUCUUCAAUACACACUUGUGCUAGUUAUCUUGUCUGGAUUGCUAGUAUUGGGAAUGUACCACAUAUUGAUACAAAGAUUUAAGGUUGAGUAUUUUCGGAGAGUGACUGCAGUUGGGUAUUCUUGUGUUGUUUUUGGGUGGAUGACAAUUCUUUCUGUGAAGCAACCAUCCUCAAAGUUGGAUCUUUUUGGUUUUCUCUCGCUGCCCAUCAGUUUUGCCCCUUUUGAGUCAUUAAUUUUUACAUCAAUUAUUGUUCCACAAGCAAGUUUUCUUGGUCAUUUAUCAGGAAUCAUUGUUGGGUAUGCAAUUGCAUGGGGUUUGAUUCAUGGGAUGAACAAUUUCUGGGCACUCUCAAUGCUGGGAUGGAUAGUGGUCAUUUUUGUUUUCAGUUUGAAGCAGUCUGGUGCAUAUGAUUUCAAGUUUCUUGAUAUUGAAUCUGUUACUGAUCCUUCCAUGCCUUCUGUGAGAUUUCUCGAGAAUGGGAGAACCUUGCAGAUGAGUGCAUUACCACUUGAAGGUGUUGAAGUUGUUUAAUAUCUAGUAAUGAUCUUAUUCCUUAGAAUGUUCUUGACUUCAUUAAGAGUCCUUGUUGUGGGAUGCAUUUGCCGUUGAACAUAGUGGUUUCUGAGGUUAUCAGCAGCCAUCUGUCAUACCCGAAUCCCAAUGGAUUAUCUGUUGUACUGCAUAUUCUUUUUAUUUUCAGAUCCGUUCUUUUGGAUCUCAUUGUUUUGAUCUAUAGCUAGUAUAUCGAUCAAACAAACUUCCAAAAAUGACAUAAAUGGAUGUCAGAUAUAAUUGCCA
This is a messenger RNA of Manihot esculenta (cassava), 1772 nucleotides long. Its product is annotated as RHOMBOID-like protein 13. The record is from RefSeq and is a predicted model, not a curated record. Bases 696 to 1505 code for a protein of 269 amino acids. Gene Ontology annotation, cellular component: membrane. Gene Ontology annotation, molecular function: serine-type endopeptidase activity. The transcript has a single exon. Lineage: Eukaryota; Viridiplantae; Streptophyta; Magnoliopsida; Malpighiales; Euphorbiaceae.